AUGGAGACUCUUCCUCGAUAUGCAGAGGGGCAACUUCCCCAAAGUGCAUUCGACGCAAUGCUUAUUAGAAUAGCUGGUCGACUCAGUAGCACAGUACCGGAAGCGCAUGCUGUCCUUGCAAGCUUCGUCGAAGGUCAAAGGGCGCCAAGUUACAGGCCAGAGAACGAUAUUGAACCCCCCGAGGCAAUCGAGCGGUUUCCUCAGGAUCAAGCUAUCCCCAAUGAAGUGUAUUCUUCUAACAAGGAUUUUGAUAGCCCUCAGCUCGUAUCCGUCAAACAGGCUAUCGUUUUCGAGUUCUUCGAUGCAAUUUUUAGGGAAGAUAACGAAACAAUAUCCCUACUGAUUCAACAUAACAUUGUUACCGCAAACACCACGUCUAAAAGUGGCAAAACACCUCUUCUAGAGGCAAUAUCGGCGAACCACCUCACCGUGGUCAAGCAAUUGCUGGAAAUGGGAGCAGAUCCUAAUGCAUUUGGGGAAAUUCAGGAAACGUGCGAACUGAACAUUAUCCGUACACCCCUGAUGCUUGCAGCCAGUAGCGGUUCCCUUCCUCUGGUGAAGCUUCUGUUUGAAGCACCACACUCUGCCAAUGAUAGUCUCAUUGCUCCAGAUGGGCAGAUUGCUCUUCGCCUUGCAGCUGACAAUGGACAUCGCGCAAUUGUGGAAUACCUUCCUUCACGUCGAGGAGGCAACUACCUUCGUUUCAAAGUCAAAAAUGCCGAAAAUAUCGAACGGGCAAAGAAGGCAUUGGAAUCGAUUUAUUACUUUGUUGAAUUCUUUGUAUGGGAGCUGCCUAUAUUCUUCCUAUGGAGCAUUCCAAAAUAUCUCGUGGUCAUUCCUGUUGUUGAUACUUGCAAGUAUUGCUGGUCCAAAAGGAAGGUCUUUGGGUCUUGGUGUAAACGCCAGGCUGUAGAGGUACCAAAACGGAUUUGGAGAACAGUCAAGAAGGUGCCAAAGGCAAUAGAGAUUGUAGGAAAGAGCGCAUGGAAGGCCGUCAAGAUGGUACCGAAGGCUAUAGAGCUCGCAGGAAAGCGCAUAUGGAAGUUUGCAACAGUGACCUUACCGGAGCAGUUGAAAUACUUAUUGAAAUGGCUUUGGAUCUUGGUUACUCAGCGGUUUCCGAAGGCGAUUUUUGACUUUAUCAAAUGGAUAUGUGAAGUCAUCAAAAAGAUCCCAACGGUCAUUGCAGAUGCAUUAGUGACCCUAGAAAAAUGGUUAAAGGCUCUUGCGACGUGGACAUGGGAUUUAAUUGUGACACGCAUACCUAAUGCUACUGCUAUUGCACUCAAGUGGAUGUGGACUGGUAUCAAGGCAUCUGCACAGGCAGUUUGGGAUGCCAUUCUGAAAUUUUUAUCCUUCCUCCAUACCAUUGUCUCUGCUAUCGCUUCGUUCCUUCGCAAAGUGACGCUCAUGGACAUUGUUCAUGCAUUUUGCGAUUUACUCUCAGCAGUGUUCAUAAAAAUCCCAAAAACGGUUUGGUCAUGGGUCAAAGAAUUGGGAUUAGUAUCACGCUCUAUUAUGGAAGCGCUGUUUAAAUCCUUUGGCCUCCUGAUAUGGAACAUCUGUGCGUUUAUACUCACCCAGCUCAUGCGUAUACCAAAGUCAUUAUUGCAUAUCCUUCAAAGUUUUGCGAAUGCCGUUGCAGUAGGAGGUCAUGAAAUAAGAGUUUGGAUUAAUCCAAAGGCUUUGUAA
This is a messenger RNA of Psilocybe cubensis, 1692 nucleotides long. RefSeq lists its product as uncharacterized. The record is from RefSeq and is a predicted model, not a curated record. The transcript has 2 exons. Gene Ontology annotation, molecular function: protein binding. The coding region runs from base 1 to 1692 and encodes 563 amino acids. Lineage: Eukaryota; Fungi; Basidiomycota; Agaricomycetes; Agaricales; Agrocybaceae.